Molecule: messenger RNA, 579 nt
Organism: Acanthosepion pharaonis
Lineage: Eukaryota; Metazoa; Mollusca; Cephalopoda; Sepiida; Sepiidae
Source: the annotation of a GenBank genome assembly
AUGGGCAGUAUCAUUCAAAAGGCACAAGGGACAGCAUCAUUCAAAAGGUACCAGGGAAAGCACCAUUCAUACGAACGAUGGACAGCAUCAUUCAAACGAACGAUGGUCAGCAUCAUUCAAAAGGGACAAGGGACAGCAUCAUUCAAAAGGGACAAGGGACAGCAUCAUUCCAACGAACAAUGGGCAGCAUCAUUCAAGGACGGACAAGGUACAGCAUCAUUCAAAAGGGAAAAGGGACAGCAUCAUUCAAACGAACGAUGGGCAGCAUCAUUCAAAAGGGACAAGGGACAGCGUCAUUCAAACGAACAAUGGGCAGCAUCAUUCAAAAGGGACAAGGGACAACAUCAUUCAAAAAGGACAAGUGACUGCAUCAUUCAAACGAACAGUGCAAAAAUAAUAUACUCCAUCGUAUGUGCCUCCCCUCCCAGGGUGGGCCGCACGGGGCCACCGCCCCACCGUCUUUGCACGUGUCAGUUGCUAUCUUCUGUCUUCUUUAUUCUCGUUCUUUUAUUGCUCUCUCUCUCUUUCUCUCUCUCUCUCUCUCUUUCUCUCUCUCUCUCUUUCUCUCUCUCUCUUUAA